AUGAAUAUUUACAUCAAACCUAGCGCAAUGGUUAACCUCUCCCUUUUUAAUCUUGCAACUUCGAGCCCCAAGCAUGAUGAUAAUACGGAAACCAGUACCGCAUCUUCAAAUAAGUCCUCAAAUUUAUCCUUCAAAAUAAAUAACGGAAAGGAUUCACAAGAUCCUAGUCCUGAACUUGGACCCACCUCUCGUUCGCUGUCACGAAACCGCAAUAGAUCAAUAUCGAUAUCGCGUCUUUUAUUUAACAAGGAGACUGAGUCAAAUAAUAGUCAAAAGACAGAAGCAGCAUUCGAUUCACAAACUUCAAACUCACCACAACACGUCCCACCACUCUCCAGCAACACAGAUGAAACACUAAACAACGAUUACAAACACAAUAGUAUUAUCAGUAAUAAUAGCAGUCAAAAUCAGAAACAAAAUCAAAAUCAAAGCCAUAACAAUGGCAAUGUUAAUAAUAGUACGAGCAUGAGCAAGCUUCGAAGCAUAUUUCGAAUACCAUCUGCAUCGUUCAACUCACAAGACGACAAGUCCACCAUGGGUAGGAUCAGAUCGUUGUCAUCUCCAUUUGGACAAUCUUCCGGAAAUGGUAAUGAAUUGAGUAAGCCAAAUAAAGCAAAUGUGUUACAAGUUCCACAGGUUACAGUAGAUGCUCCGUCAUCAAACACACCCCCAACAGUUUCCUCGGCUUCUAUGGGCACCAAAGGACCCACAAUUCCUACAGAGUCACAUGACUUGGGUGAUGAGGCCAGUCCCGUUGUGCAGGCCAACCCGUAUUUCCAUCAUCAAGGUUUACCUCCUCAUUUGGGAGUAGACCAGCCUCCACAACCACACUUUUUAGGCUCCAACAAGUCUGAAAUCACCGUGGCUUUAAGACACAAUGAUUCAGUGUAUUCAUUGAAUGAGAAUGGAAUUGCAAAGCCUCCGCAAGUUCAUCACAAUCAAAUAUCAUCAGGAGAUGAGGAACAAGAUGGAGAAGAAGAAGAAAAAGAUGGAGAAGAAGAAAAAAACAGAAAUAUACCAGUUGACAAGCAAAGGCAAAACCAAAUGCAAAUACAAAAACUGGGCAAAGGGCUAGGGUUAGAGAUGCAGCUUGAAUUGGAUACAAAGCAGGAACAGAAGAAGAAGAAUAAGCAUAAUGACGAGGGCGAAGAUUUGGCUUCACCGAGAAUCGCGCAUACAUCGCAUACAUCGCAUACAUCUCAUACAUCUCAUACAUCUCAUACAUCUCAUACAUCUCAUACAUCUCAUACAUCUCACAGGCCAGAAACGCCAGAAACAUUAGGAACGCCGCACAAUGAACACACUCCCUCGAAGCUCAAGAGUGAUAUACUGUUAAAGCCAAUUGAAGUUGACAGUGGUCUUGCACCACCGGUGUCACCAUUUCAGAGAGCAUUAAGACGAGUUGCAUCUGCACCAUUGAUCCACAAGAUGGCAAAUGAUAGGCUUGACUCUACGGAUCAGAACCAAGGGAAUGAUCCCAAUGAAGAAGUGUUUGAUAUAAAUAAGCAUAUUGGUGAAGUCAAGGUUUCUGGCAGGCCCAGGACGUAUACUCAGGAUCGAACAUAUUCCCAUUCAGCAACCAAAGCUGUUGAUGUUCAAGUUGGACCAGAUAGUUUUGAAAAAAUUAAAUUAUUGGGCAAGGGAGAUGUUGGGAAAGUAUAUUUAGUGCGGGAAAUGCAGUCUAACAAACUAUAUGCUAUGAAAAUUCUCAGCAAGAAGGAGAUGAUUGAGAGAAACAAGAUCAAGCGGGCUUUGGCUGAGCAGGAGAUUUUAGCAACUUCGAAUCAUCCAUUUAUUGUCACUUUGUACCAUUCGUUCCAAUCCAAGGAACAUUUGUACCUCUGCAUGGAGUACUGUAUGGGUGGGGAGUUUUUCCGUGCUCUUCAGACUAGAGAAACAAAAACGAUAUCGGAGAAUGAUGCCAGGUUUUAUGCUGCAGAAGUGACUGCCGCUUUGGAAUAUUUGCACCUUAUGGGGUUCAUAUACAGAGAUUUAAAGCCCGAAAACAUACUUUUGCAUCAAUCUGGACACAUUAUGUUGAGUGAUUUUGACUUGUCAAAGCAAAGUGAGAGGGCCAAAAACCCGGAGAUAACUUUUGCGAAAAGUGGAAUGCAUUUAACUUCCUCUGGGUCGAACUCACCGCAUCAUGGACCAACCAUAGAUACUAAGGCGUGUAUUGAUGGGUUCCGUACAAACUCAUUUGUGGGAACCGAAGAGUAUAUUGCGCCUGAAGUUAUAAGAGGUAAAGGGCACACGAGUGCUGUAGAUUGGUGGACGUUGGGUAUUUUUCUUUAUGAGAUGUUGUUUGGAACAACCCCUUUCAAAGGUACUGAUCGGAAAAAGACAUUUGCCAAUGUUUUGAAGCGAGAUGUCAAGUUUCCUGAUACUCAAUCUAUCUCAUCCAGCUGUAAAAGCUUGAUUAAAAAAUUGCUCAUUAAGGAAGAAGAAAAAAGGUUGGGUUCAAAGACUGGUGCGUCUGAGAUCAAGUGUCAUUCCUUUUUCAAAAACACUCAAUGGGCAUUGUUGCGUCAUCAAAAACCACCAAUGAUUCCAGUUUUGACCAAGUCGUCAUCAAAAAAGCGUGAAUCUCUGCCCAAGAAACCCCCAACAGAGGAAACACCUGCACUGAAUGAAAAAAAGGAACCUGGGACUGAGACUUUUACCGAUCCAAAUGAUCCAUUUGCAAAAUUCAGUUCAGUUACACUUCGGUAUGGCGAAGAGUUUGAAGAAGAUUUUAAUCUAAAUUCAAUUUACAACCCAGAACUGACAGCAUACACCAGUGUUGCAUAUACUAUGACAUCUGAUCAAAGCCCUUCAAAGCUGAAAGGAUUUUUGAAAAGGUAG
This is a messenger RNA of Lodderomyces elongisporus, 2844 nucleotides long. It is a transcript of the gene NRC2, whose product is annotated as serine/threonine protein kinase. Lineage: Eukaryota; Fungi; Ascomycota; Pichiomycetes; Serinales; Debaryomycetaceae. The record is from RefSeq and is a predicted model, not a curated record. Gene Ontology annotation, cellular component: plasma membrane; nucleus; cytoplasm. The coding region runs from base 1 to 2844 and encodes 947 amino acids. Gene Ontology annotation, molecular function: protein serine/threonine kinase activity; ATP binding. The transcript has 2 exons. Gene Ontology annotation, biological process: protein phosphorylation.